Messenger RNA from Erinaceus europaeus (western European hedgehog), 714 nucleotides. Its product is annotated as cardiotrophin-2-like. The transcript is spliced from 3 exons. Lineage: Eukaryota; Metazoa; Chordata; Mammalia; Eulipotyphla; Erinaceidae. The record is from RefSeq and is a predicted model, not a curated record. The coding region runs from base 1 to 714 and encodes 237 amino acids.
AUGUCCGUGCUGUACCUGCUGAUCUUUUGGCCGAAGGAGAGCAAAGGUAGCAGGUACAGGUUUAACUCAAAAUUCAUUGGGACAACCUCAAAAACAAAACACCUGGCAGCUGCCCUCUCUGCCCUCUGCCUGCUGACCCUGCUGCUGUCACCAGUCAUCCUGGGGGCCCCCAUCUCCCCAGCUGAGCCAAUCAGUCAAGCCUAUAGCCUGGCCCUCUACAUGCAGAAAAACACAUCCAGCCUUCUGCAGACUUACCUCCAGUACCAGGGCAGCCCCUUCAGUGACCCUGGCUUCUCUGCCCCUGAGCUCCAGCUUAGCAGCCUGCCUCCGGCUACUGUCUCCUUCAAGACCUGGCAUGCCAUGGAUGAUGGGGAGCGACUGGGCCGGGCUCAGGGGGCCUUCUUGGCCUUGACCCAACACCUCCAGCUCGUAGGGGAUGACCAGAGCGACCUGAACCCUGGCAGCCCUGUCCUGCUUGCUCAGCUUGGGACUGCAAGACUCAGGGCACAAGGCCUGCUAGGCAACAUGGCGGCCAUCAUGACUGCACUGGGCCUGCCUAUUCCCCCUGAGGAGGAUACUCUUGGAGUUGUCUCCUUUGGGACCUCGGCCUUUGAGAGGAAAUGUCGAGGCUACAUAGUGACCCGAGAGUAUGGGCACUGGACGGACAGAGCUGUGAGGGAUUUGGCUCUGCUCAAGGCCAAAUACCCUAGAUAG